AUGGUUCUCCUUGGAAGAGGAUUGCUCGCUGCCGGCCGAAUUGCUUUGAGGAGACCAGUGGCACGUCAUCUACAGUAUGAUGCGUUCGUGGAUAGACAUAUCGGACCAAGAAGAUUGGAGCAACAGCAAAUGCUUGAUUUUAUUGGAUACAAAGAUCUCGAUGAUCUCACUGGAACCAACGUGCCAAAUAUGAUAAAGUUCGAAAAAGCCCUUGACCUUCCUCCAGCUCUUGAUGAAUACAAAAUGCUCAAAGAGCUUGAAGCAAUCGCUGCACAGAAUAAAAUCUACAGAUCUUACAUUGGAAUGGGAUACUAUGAUACUAUUGUACCGGCUGUUAUUUCUAGAAACAUUUUACAAAACAUUGGAUGGAUCUCUCAGUAUACUCCUUAUCAAGCUGAGAUUUCUCAAGGACGACUUGAAUCUCUUCUCAAUUUCCAAACAAUGAAUUUCCAGAUUGCUGAAAUGACGGGACUUCCCACCACAAAUGCAUCUCUUCUGGAUGAAGCCACAGCGUCUGCUGAAGCUGUUGCAUUGGCGGCAAGAACCACAAAAAGAAACAAAGUGAUUGUCGAUUCCUACUGUCAUCCUCAAAAUCUGGAUGUCAUCAAAACACGCAGUGAUCCUCUUGGAAUCGAUAUCGAAGUUUGUGAUGCUGUUGAAGGAUUAGAGUUCGAUGACAAGGUGGCUGCUGUGGUAGUUCAGUAUCCAAACACAGAAGGAAGAAUCCAUCAGUUCGAUGAGCUGAUCGAAAGAGCUCAUAAGAACAAAUCCUUGGUUAUCAUGGUCUGUGACCUGCUUUCGUUGACCAUUCUUAGAUCGCCAGGAGAUCUUGGAGCAGAUAUUGCCGUUGGAUCCUCUCAGAGAUUCGGAGUUCCAUUGGGUUACGGUGGCCCUCACGCUGGAUUCAUGGCUGUUGCAAAGAACGAUUCGAAAAAUGCGUUGGGCAGAAAUAUGCCAGGAAGAAUCAUUGGAGUUACAAAAGAUUCAAAUGGAAACCGUGCUCUUCGACUGGCUCUCCAAACUCGUGAACAACAUAUCCGUCGUGACAAAGCCACUAGUAACAUCUGUACCGCCCAAGCUCUUCUGGCCAAUAUGUCUGCAAUGUAUGCAGUGUACCAUGGACCACAAAGACUUACAGAAAUUGCCAGAGGAGUUCACAAGUCAACUGCUUACCUAGCUACACAUCUUAGAAAUGCGGGUCACGAGAUCGUGCACAAGGAAUACUUUGACACUUUGAAGGUUCGUCUGAAGAACGGUGAAGCUCUGGAGGAAUUGAAAAAGAGAGCUGAAGAGAUGAAGAUGAAUUUCCGUUAUUAUGACAAUGGAGAUGUUGGAGUAUCGUUGGAUGAAACUGUAAAAUCAGAAGAUCUUAUGGAUAUUAUCUACACAUUCAAUGGAGCUACUGAGAAGGAUGUGACGAAACUUCGUGAAGAGCGUUGGGAAGUAGCUUGUCCAUUGAUCGGAAACUCUCCACACUCUCGAUCCUCUCUCUUCCUCCAACAUCCAGUUUUUAACACUUAUCACAGUGAACAACAGCUUGUCCGUUAUAUGAAACGACUCGAAAAUAAGGACGUUUCUCUCGUUCACUCUAUGAUUCCCCUUGGAAGUUGCACUAUGAAAUUGAAUGCUUCUGCUGAGCUCAUUUUAAAUUUGCAGCCAAUCACUUGGCCAAGUCUGUCCUCAAUUCACCCAUUUGCACCGGUCGAGCAAGCUAAAGGAUACAGCCAGAUCUUUGGAGAUCUUGAGAAAUGGCUUUGCGAAAUCACUGGAUAUGAUAACUUCAGUUUGCAACCUAAUUCUGGAGCCAACGGAGAGUACGCUGGACUUCUUGCCAUUCGUAACUACCUGAUUCACAAGGGACAAGAACAGAGAAAUAUCUGCCUGAUUCCAACAUCUGCUCAUGGAACCAAUCCAGCGUCUGCUCAAAUGGCUAAUAUGAAAGUGGUUGUUGUGGAUUCUGAUCACCAUGGAAACAUCAACUAUAAAGAUUUGGCAGCUAAGGCUGAGAAGUACUCUAAUCAACUGGCUGCAAUCAUGGUCACCUAUCCUUCUACCCACGGAGUCUUCGAAUCAUCAAUUCGCGAUGUUUGUGACAAGGUUCAUGAGCACGGAGGUCAAGUUUAUUUGGAUGGAGCCAAUAUGAAUGCUCAAGUCGGAUUGUGUCGCCCAGGAGAUUACGGUAGUGAUGUGUCACAUUUGAACUUGCACAAGACAUUCUGUAUUCCACACGGAGGAGGUGGUCCAGGAGUUGGACCAAUUGGAGUUAAGAAACAUCUCGCACCAUUCCUUCCUGGCCACUCUGUCAUCCCAGUCCAAGGUCGUCAGGCUGGAUCAGUUGCCGCUGCUCCAUAUGGAUCUGCCAGCAUUCUAGCCAUCACGUGGGCAUAUAUCCGAAUGAUGGGAGCCUCUGGCCUUCGCGAGGCUUCGCAAGUUGCAAUUCUAAAUGCUAACUACAUGGCGAAACGACUUGAAAACGAAUACCGUAUUGUAUACAAAGACGAACAAGGUCUUGUAGCUCACGAAUUCAUUAUGGAUUGUAAACCAUUCAAAAAACACGGAAUCGAAGUUGUGGAUAUUGCGAAGAGAUUGAUGGAUUACGGUUUUCAUUCACCAACUAUGUCUUGGCCAGUUCACGAUUGUUUGAUGAUUGAGCCAACUGAAUCAGAAGACAAAGGAGAAAUGGAUAGACUAGUCGACGCUCUCCUUGCUAUUCGUGAAGAAAUCCGACAAGUCGAAAACGGAACUCUAGACAAACAUUUGAAUCCGCUGAAAAUGGCUCCACACACACUUGAGAAAGUGACAUCUGACACGUGGAACAUGCCAUACUCUCGUGAAUUGGCUGCUUUCCCGAAACCAUGGUGCAGUCAUAAGGCAUGGCCAACCGUUGGAAGAGUCGAUGAUCAAUAUGGAGAUCGUAACUUAGUCUGCACGUGCCCACCAAUCGAGUCAUAUCAGUAG
Messenger RNA from Caenorhabditis briggsae, 2958 nucleotides. The record is from RefSeq and is a predicted model, not a curated record. Gene Ontology annotation, cellular component: glycine cleavage complex; mitochondrion. The coding region runs from base 1 to 2958 and encodes 985 amino acids. Gene Ontology annotation, molecular function: glycine binding; glycine dehydrogenase (decarboxylating) activity; pyridoxal phosphate binding. The transcript is spliced from 10 exons. Lineage: Eukaryota; Metazoa; Nematoda; Chromadorea; Rhabditida; Rhabditidae. Gene Ontology annotation, biological process: glycine decarboxylation via glycine cleavage system.